CUCUUUCUCUAUCUCUUAUUUCCUUUGAAAAAAUCGUCGAACAUGGAAUUAAGUAUUUGCUUGUACUGCGAAAAACGACUUGCCAACGAUAGCAUGAAUUUCUGUUCAGGCGUUUGCCAGGCAAAAGAAGCGUCCAAUAUUUAUGUGUCUGACUCGCACGAACAUAAUAUAUUCCAUCCAUCCAGCUAUACCCUUUCCUAUCAUCGUCGUCAAUCGUUUUCGUAUCCAUCGCCUGAGCCACGGCCGAAAAAUGCACAACGAAGGAUGUCUUGCGCAGGCAAAACUCGGCCAGUGUUUCUCCUACCAUCCAUGUCGUCUUCAUCGUCUUCAUCAAUGUCCGACUUAUCAGAAUUCUCAACGGCAUCGUACGACGAGCAGGAAGUCAAUACCUCUUUUCGUGUAACUGACGGGGCGGCUCUGCGCUCAGUGAACGAUUUGGACAUCGCACAUACAAUUUACUCUUGAUACCCCACAAUUUCUUCCCAUUCCUUCCUUUUUGGCUAAUUUUUCUCCAGUGCUUGUGUUUCCAUUGCCCGUUUGUAAACAUGUAUACUUCUCAGACAUUCUCACAUACCCACACCCACAAUCUAUUCUUAUUUGCUUUUUGUGUUUUCUUUUGCUUUAUGUUUUUUGCACUUGAUUUCUUUUUUUUUUCUCUUGUCAUCAUAUUCAUUUAUUGCUUUUCUUGUCCUAUGCUGUUUUUUUAAGCUCUUUCAUAUUUCCUGUUGUUAUUUUCAUUGAUAUCUAUGUUUAAAUCUUGUUAUGGUUUCUUCUUUUUCCUACAUCUAACAAGCCGUACACCCGCUGUGCAAUGGAUGCCACCUGCUACUGGA
Radiomyces spectabilis is the source of this 833-nucleotide messenger RNA. RefSeq lists its product as uncharacterized. The coding region runs from base 43 to 465 and encodes 140 amino acids. The record is from RefSeq and is a predicted model, not a curated record. NCBI's taxonomy places the organism in Eukaryota, Fungi, Mucoromycota, Mucoromycetes, Mucorales, Radiomycetaceae. The transcript has 2 exons.